Molecule: messenger RNA, 2290 nt
Organism: Misgurnus anguillicaudatus (oriental weatherfish)
Lineage: Eukaryota; Metazoa; Chordata; Actinopteri; Cypriniformes; Cobitidae
Product: GLIPR1-like protein 1
Cellular component (GO): extracellular region
Source: RefSeq, a predicted model, not a curated record
CAUCCAUGAAAAGCAGAAGUGAGCAGGAAAUCAGAUGUCAGUGACAUUAGUUCAUGAGUAACACUUGCUUGUCUUCCAUUUCCUCUCUGUGUUUUGUAGCACAACAAAAAAAUGAGCGACUCUCUGCAUUUUCUGCUUUGUGUGAUCGUUCUGCUUCAUUUUGCCCCUCAUACACAGAGCACUGAACCUUUUUACGACAUCACAGACCCAGCGUUUAUUAAAGAAUGCGUUGAAGAACACAACAGACACCGAACCAAUGUGAAGCCUUCAGCCAGCAACAUGAGAUACAUGACAUGGGAUGAGGGUUUGGCGAUAAGUGCACGAGCAUGGGCGAGUAAUUGCGUCUUUAAGCAUAACCCUCAUCUUCAGCAGCCGGGCAAAAUGCAUCCCAUCUUUACACAUGUGGGUGAAAACAUCUGGGCCGGUACCCCAUAUACAAAAUUCAAAGUGCAGUCUGCUAUACAGUUAUGGGUGGAUGAAGACCAAUAUUAUAACUAUGAAAGCAAUGGGUGCUCAAAUGUAUGCGGUCACUAUACACAGGUUGUCUGGGCGGACACUUACAAAGUUGGUUGUGCUGCACAAGCAUGUCAGAAUGGUGUUGCUGAAACAACUUUUUCAACAGUUCCUGGAAUCAUAUUUGUGUGCAACUACGCAUCAGCAGGAAAUUACGUCGGUGCAUCUCCAUACAAAAAGGGCAAAUCAUGCAGCGGUUGCGCCACAGAGACGUGUGAAAAUAACCUCUGUCGCAACUCAACACGGGAUACCCAGAAGAGGUAUAACUGGAGGCCGGACUGGGACCCUGCACUCUCCACAUGCGGUUCAUUCUGUGCAUCUCUUCUGAUUAUCAGACCUGUGUCCAUUGUGUUUAUAUUCAUCAGUGUUUUCUGCCUACAGCGGUUUUAUCCAAAUCUAUUUAUAUAUGAGUAAAACCAGCAGCUUCACUAAAUCAACCUUUCAGUUCUCCUUUUGUUUGUUUGUACAUUAUUGCAAUCUAUUACAUUCAAAAACAGAUCAAGAAAAACAUUAUAAAUGUAGUUUGUGCAACACAUCAAAAAUGAAGCUUUCAGUAUAUGUUAGAUAUGAUUGCAUUUAAUAUUCUAUAAAUGAUAUAAAUUUGAACAGAUUACAGAUUACAUUAAAAGGAAAUGUUUUUCCCCAGCAAUUAAUGUUAAAAACUCUAGUCACAUAACAAAUAAUUACAUUUGAUUUUUUGUAAUUGUAAUUUUGUGGAACACGAUGGAACAUGACUUCAUUUCCCAGAAUGCUUUACUUUAAAGAUGCAGUGUGUAAUUUUUAGAAGGAUCUCUUGACAGAAAUGCAAAAAAAUAUAUACAAAACUAUAUUAUCAGGGGUGUAUAAAGACCUUAUAUAAUGAACUGUUAUGUUUUUAUUACCUUAGAAUGAGACCUUUUUAUCUUCAUACACCGAGGGUCCCCUUACAUGGAAGUCGCCAUUUUGUGCCGCCAUGUUUCUACAGAAGCCCUUAACGGACAAUUUUUUUAACUAAGUUGUCUCCGAUGAUGACAUGUUUGUCCGGUGUCAACUACCAUAGCUUCUCUAUGUGUUUCAAAAGCAAGGGGUGAGCAGUGGACUAAGCCGUUGGUUGCAAUUCGCAACCUCACCACUAGAUGCCGCUAAAAUUUACACACUGCACCUUUAAGCAAGUAUUUAAAAUGGUUGCCAAACAAUUUUCCAAAGUAACUUUCCUAACACUGAAUGGGAGAUUCUUUCUGCUGUGUCACUGUGGAAUUUCUUUGAAUUGCCAUGAAUUUAAUUCCACUUCCUGUCAUUCCAAUUCAAAUUCAACUUCAUGUAGGGUGGAGUCAAUUCAAUUCAAAUUCCAAUUCAUGAAUUGAAUGCAGGCCAAUUCUGAAUUGUGCAGAAGCCUGCAACACAUUUGGUAAGACGACCUCAAAACUUUUAACCUUUUCUUUGAAAUAGUACAAAAUAGUGUGAAACAAUUCAAAUUUAUUUACAAAUAUCAAAGUCAAUAUGAAUGAAAAAAUAUUCAUUUAUCGCUCUGGAAAUGCAGGGUAGCAUUGUGGUAAAAAGCAUUUCAUAAGUAUCUGUUGUUAUAUUCUGCACAUGCUGACAAGUAUAAUGGGACAUAAUGAUAUCAAUUUCAGACUAUGAAUAACAAUAGUAUGAGUGUGUUAUUCUUAACAUGUGGCUUUCAUAGAGAAAAUGAUAACAGUGAUGUUAACACACAGUACAAAGUCUUCUCUCAACUGUAAAGUCCAACACAAAUUGAAGCAUUCAUCCGAGUUUCAAAUUAAAUGUUGACUGCAAA